Molecule: messenger RNA, 1233 nt
Organism: Metarhizium robertsii ARSEF 23
Lineage: Eukaryota; Fungi; Ascomycota; Sordariomycetes; Hypocreales; Clavicipitaceae
Product: U3 small nucleolar RNA-associated protein 5
Exons: 1
Coding region: 1-1233 (410 amino acids)
Biological process (GO): maturation of SSU-rRNA from tricistronic rRNA transcript (SSU-rRNA, 5.8S rRNA, LSU-rRNA)
Cellular component (GO): nucleolus
Source: RefSeq, a predicted model, not a curated record
AUGCCCAUGUCGAUGAAGCGAAAAGUGCCGGCCAAGCUGGCCGCGCCGGUUGUCAAGCCCAGCGCAAAAAUCCCUACAAAGACUACCAUUGACGAAUCCCGAACAUUCGUGGCCACAGCCGAUGCCUUGCAAAGUUCGCAGAUAGAGGCUAUUGAAAUCUCCUCCGAUACUGACAGCGAAGAGGAUAUUUCUGAUCUGGAAGACAACGCGGAGGAAGAACAGACCAACGAAGAGACUGUCCCGAAAGCAGCAACCGCCGCUGUGGCCAAGGUUAACGGCACGAACCCCAAAGCAAACGACCACGAGCUGGAAGGCUCUGGCGGGGAGGAAGAGACAUCGCCGUCAUUCGGAGAACUGUUACGAGGCAACGAGACUAUCGACGUCCCAGCUUUACUCCAGCAAUCCGUGUCAGCCAGCACGACAGCGCAGCCCGCUCGGACAGCCAUUGUGCCGCCUUCCCACCAGUCGCUCACGACUGUCUUGACACAAGCGCUCAAAACAGACGACACCGAUCUCCUCGAAUCCUGCCUGCAUACAACCGACAUCAACACUGUUCGAAACACGAUCGAGAGGAUAGACAGCUCCCUGGCCGGCAUCCUGCUCAACAAGCUCGCCGCCCGGCUCUAUCGCCGCCCCGGCCGUGCGGGCAACCUCAUGACCUGGGUCCAGUGGACACUCAUCUCACACGGCGGCGCGCUCGCAUCACAGCCCGACGUCGUCCACAGUUUGAACGGCCUACAAAAGGUAUUGGCGGAACGCGCCAAGGGGCUCAACAGUCUCUUGGCCCUCAAAGGCAAGCUCGACAUGCUCGACUUGCAAAUGGAUCUCCGACGCAAGAUGCAACGAAACGCAGGUCUACUACACCAGGGCGAGGACGCCGAUGAGGAAGAGGAAGACGCCAUCUGGGUUGAGGGCGAAACGAGCCCCGUCGGCAGAAAAGACCUCGCCAACGGCGCCAGGUCAAGAAGAAGACGUGGCGACGGCGACGACGACGACCAAGAUAAUGAAGACUUGCCCAUGACUAACGGAGUCGGAGACUCAGAAGACGAAGAGGAGGACUCGGAUGUUGCAGAGGACGACGACAGCGAAGUCGCCGAAGAGUCAUUGGACGAGGAUGAAGUUGACCACGAAGAUGUAGACGAUUCAAUGGGUGAAGAGGAAGAAAGUGACGUCGAAGCCGCUCCGCCGUCGAAAAUGCAAAAAGUAGUCAAGUCAUUUUCAAAGAGGAAAUAG